Schistocerca cancellata (South American locust) is the source of this 1017-nucleotide messenger RNA. RefSeq names its product octapeptide-repeat protein T2-like. The record is from RefSeq and is a predicted model, not a curated record. The transcript has 3 exons. NCBI's taxonomy places the organism in Eukaryota, Metazoa, Arthropoda, Insecta, Orthoptera, Acrididae. The coding region runs from base 1 to 1017 and encodes 338 amino acids.
AUGUCUGCUAUUUCAACACUAAAAAACUAUCAGCAGCAGCAGCAGCAGCAGCAGCAGCAGAGCAAGGAGGAGGACGAGGAGGCAAGGAGGAGGACGAGGAGGCAAGGAGGAGGACGAGGAGGCAAGGAGGAGGACGAGGAGGCAAGGAGGAGGACGAGGAGGCAAGGAGGAGGACGAGGAGGCAAGGAGGAGGACGAGGAGGCAAGGAGGAGGACGAGGAGGCAAGGAGGAGGACGAGGAGGCAAGGAGGAGGACGAGGAGGCAAGGAGGAGGACGAGGAGGCAAGGAGGAGGACGAGGAGGCAAGGAGGAGGACGAGGAGGCAAGGAGGAGGACGAGGAGGCAAGGAGGAGGACGAGGAGGCAAGGAGGAGGACGAGGAGGCAAGGAGGAGGACGAGGAGGCAAGGAGGAGGACGAGGAGGCAAGGAGGAGGACGAGGAGGCAAGGAGGAGGACGAGGAGGCAAGGAGGAGGAGGAGGAGGCAAGGAGGAGGAGGAGGAGGCAAGGAGGAGGAGGAGGAGGCAAGGAGGAGGAGAAGGAGGCAAGGAGGAGGAGAAGGAGGCAAGGAGGAGGAGAAGGAGGCAAGGAGGAGGAGAAGGAGGCAAGGAGGAGGAGAAGGAGGCAAGGAGGAGGAGAAGGAGGCAAGGAGGAGGAGAAGGAGGCAAGGAGGAGGAGAAGGAGGCAAGGAGGAGGAGAAGGAGGCAAGGAGGAGAAGGAGGCAAGGAGGAGAAGGAGGCAAGGAGGAGAAGGAGGCAAGGAGGAGAAGGAGGCAAGGAGGAGAAGGAGGCAAGGAGGAGAAGGAGGCAAGGAGGAGAAGGAGGCAAGGAGGAGAAGGAGGCAAGGAGGAGAAGGAGGCAAGGAGGAGAAGGAGGCAAGGAGGAGAAGGAGGCAAGGAGGAGAAGGAGGCAAGGAGGAGAAGGAGGCAAGGAGGAGAAGGAGGCAAGGAGGAGAAGGAGGCAAGGAGGAGAAGGAGGCAAGGAGGAGAAGGAGGUCAGCUUUGACAAUGGAUUUGAUUGA